Molecule: messenger RNA, 1026 nt
Organism: Fusarium poae
Lineage: Eukaryota; Fungi; Ascomycota; Sordariomycetes; Hypocreales; Nectriaceae
Exons: 6
Coding region: 1-1026 (341 amino acids)
Source: RefSeq, a predicted model, not a curated record
AUGAUUUCCAGUACUGCCGUUAUGGCAUUUGAAUGGACAAUCCUCGUUCUUGCGUAUGUCCUGGUCGCUUGUCGUGUUUAUGUCCGCAUGUUCCUGCGAGGCGUUGGCUUACACGCUGCCGACUACUGGUUGAUCGUCGGUUUAGUAUCCUGCCAGGGUCUCCUCAUCUGUGAUACCCUGACAUUCAGGAUGCAUGCCAUGGACGAUUUUGUACUUGCGAGUAACAGUAUACCUAUCAAGAAGAUCAGAUUCGCGACGAACUACUUCUUCGACGUGGGCAUCUACUUCCCAAAGUUCAGUAUCAUCGCCUUUUACUUUAACCUCGUGCCCGUUACAAACCCAAUGAUGAGGCGUUCCCUUUUUGCCUUGACUGGUAUAACCGUGGCCUUUGCGUUUAUCACCGUCUUUUGUGAUACAUUCUGGUGUGGGCCUAAUCCUUCACUCAACUGGGCGGAAGGAGAUCAGAAGUGCACCGUUUUUACGUCAAUGACUCUCAUGAGGUUGAAUUGGGCUUUGAACUUCAUCACAGAAGUGCUCAGUAUAUCUUAUAUUCCCUAUUCCGCUACUACAAGGCCUCAUGACCUCAACAAAAAGAAGAUCGGACUAGCUGUCGUCUUUGGAAUGGGUAUUAUCACAAUCGCCGUCAGUGUUGGCAGAUUCGUCACAAUGCUCUACGUCAGCAAUGACAUAUCCAUUUAUAUUUGGGCCACAGCCGAAAUCUGUAUAUCUGUCAUGAUCGUCGCCCUGACAGCUCUCCGACCACUCCUCCGAAAGAUGACCAACUCCAUGUCCACGAGCAGUGACGAUCGCUCAGGGAAUCCAUCAAGGAGAACAGGAUUGACAAGGAGUUCGAUAUAUUGGCCAGGAGGAAACAAGAUACCUCGAAGACAUGUCGUUGAAGUAGGCUCAGAGAGUCUGGCGGGAAGUGAGACCGAGUUGAAUAACAUGAGUCACGGAAUUAUGAUGACAAAACAGGUCACUGUGUCGGUUGGUAAAGCGGAGUCAGAUGCAGAAAGUAGUCGAUAA